CAUCCCUGACACUAGGCGGCGAAAGCGAGCAGUGAGUGUAGUAAAAGACACGAAGAAGAGAUGACCGGGUGUAAACAUGGCGUCUGACAUGGAUGAUGAUGAGAUCGUUAGCGAUGACUACUAUUCCCUGCUUAAUGUCAGAAGAGAGGCCACACAGGAUGAACUGAAGGCAGCGUACAGGCGGUUGUGCAUGCUCUAUCACCCAGACAAACACAGAGACCCUGAGCUGAAGCAACAAGCGGAACAUCUUUUUAACCUGGUACAUGAAGCUUAUGAAGUCCUCAGUGAUCCACAGUCACGAGCUGUUUAUGAUAUCUACGGCAAGAGAGGACUUGAUGUUGAAGGAUGGGAGGUGGUGGAAAGAAAAAGAACCCCCGCUGAGAUCCGAGAAGAGUAUGAGCGUCUUCAGAGAGAGAGAGAAGAGAGGCGGCUGCAGCUACGGACCAACCCAAAGGGAACAAUUACUGUAGGCAUCGAUGCCACGGACUUCUUUGAUCGCUACGAUGACGAGGAGGAAGACAUGGUUCAGAGCGGGAUCCCUCGUCUGGAAAUCAACAGGAUGCACAUAUCACAGUCCAUAGAGGCUCCACUCACAACAAAAGACACAGCCAUCUUGUCCGGCUCCUUGUCCACCCACAAUGGAAAUGGAGACGGCAGUAUUAACCUGACCCUGAGGAGAACCACCUCAAAUAAAGGCUGGGGAGAGAUAGAGUUCGAUGUUGGAGACUCACACAGACCUCUGAUAGGAUUGAAGAUCUUCCGAAACUUGACGUCGAGAUUUUUUGUGACUGCACAAUGUGGGCUUCAAUUUUCAUCCCGAGGAGUGCGUCCCGGGUUGACCACGGUCCUGGCCCGUCAGCUGGACAAGAACACUACAGGCUAUCUUCAGUGGAGAGUUGGGAUCCAGUCCUCAAUGAACACUAGCAUAGUCCGUAACUCAGAGAGCAGCCAUUUCAAAUUUGCAAUGCAGCUCGGGCUUCCUCACACUUUUAUGAUGAUGAGCUACCAGUACAAAUUCAAGGACGAUGAUCAGACGAAAAUAAAGGGCUCAGUAAAGAUGGGUUUCUUUGGGACAGUGGUCGAAUACGGCGCCGAGAGAAAGAUUAGUCGACACAGUGUCCUGGGGGCCACUGUGAGUGUGGGAGUGCCCCAGGGAGUCUCCCUCAAGAUCAGACUAAACAGAGCCAGCCAGACUUACUUCUUCCCGAUCCACCUGACUGACCAGCUCCUGCCAAGUUCUAUAUUUUACGCCACAGUCGGACCAUUGGUUUUCUACCUCGCAGUACGGCAGCUGGUUAUUCGGCCCUACCUGCAGGCCCAGAAGGAACAAGACUUGGAGAAGCAGCGGGAGAGCUCAGCCACUAAUAUCGCCAAGAAGAAACAGGAGGCAGAGGCCGCGGUGUUACUCAUGCAAGAGUCUGUGCGUAGGAUUAUAGAAGCCGAGGAGUCGAGAAUGGGUCUCAUCAUUCUCAACGCCUGGUAUGGAAAGUUUGUUACAGACAACAGUAAAAAACACGAGAGGGCCAAAGUCAUCGACGUUACUGUGCCGCUGCAGUGUCUGGUGAAAGACUCCAAACUCAUCCUCACCGAGGCCACAAAGUCUGGGCUCCCUGGCUUCUACGACCCCUGCGUGGGGGAGGAGAAGAGCCUGAAGAUGCUGUAUCAGUUCCGCGGAGUCAUGCAUCAAGUCCUGUCAGGAGACUCCGAACCACUCAGGAUACCCAAGCAAUCCCACAGGAUUGACGCCGACACAUAGACUCUCAUCUGCUGACCAAAAAGACUUGCAGCUGUUCAUCAAACGUUGGAUGAACCCAUUUUAAAUACGACACGGAUUUAUUUCCCUUGGUUUUUUCCAGAAAUUGUGCAUUUACUGUUUAUUUUUGUCUUGAUGUUUGUUUUGAAUAUGCAGAGCGCAGUAAAAGAGUCACAUACUAGGUGAUAAUUGAGUAUCCACAGACAGGAUUGAGGCUUGUUUGAAAUUCAAAUGCAAGGCCGAAAUCAAUGGCUGCCAUCCCACCUCCGGAGUCGUCCUGUCUCUUUGGUAGCUUUCUGUUUUUGGUAUGGCUUGUAAUUUAUAAUAAAGUUUUAUGUACUGCUUUGUACAUGAACUGCAGUGCCUACGUGAUUGAAGACUUAAAUGCACCUGUCAAUUUGCCAUAUUAUUAAAAAAACAAACAAGAAUCUGUCAUGUUGUGUAAUGCUGUGUUACUCUGCAAGUUUUUUAUGUGAAAGAGUUUUUUUGUUUUGUUUUUUAAAAAAGUGUUCAGCUCAAAAUGUAGAAUAAUAUAAAUGCAACAGAAACCUCUAUAGAUGAUAGCUAGUUAGCGAGCGAGCUAGUUAAAACAAGUAAAUCAGUCUGUUCGGUAUUUAAGCCAUACACAAUAAGUUUGCUACAAAUUCAGAACUGUAACAAACACAUUUCUGACUAAUACGUGUCGAGGGUAACUAUGGUGAUGUACAGCAGAACAACGUUCCAACUUUUCCCCG
Messenger RNA from Cynoglossus semilaevis (tongue sole), 2487 nucleotides. RefSeq names its product dnaJ homolog subfamily C member 11-like. Gene Ontology annotation, biological process: cristae formation. NCBI's taxonomy places the organism in Eukaryota, Metazoa, Chordata, Actinopteri, Pleuronectiformes, Cynoglossidae. The transcript has 16 exons. The record is from RefSeq and is a predicted model, not a curated record. Bases 77 to 1756 code for a protein of 559 amino acids.